Tribolium castaneum (red flour beetle) is the source of this 1761-nucleotide messenger RNA. Its product is annotated as atlastin. The transcript is spliced from 8 exons. The record is from RefSeq and is a predicted model, not a curated record. Gene Ontology annotation, molecular function: GTPase activity; GTP binding. Lineage: Eukaryota; Metazoa; Arthropoda; Insecta; Coleoptera; Tenebrionidae. Gene Ontology annotation, biological process: protein homooligomerization; endoplasmic reticulum organization. Bases 148 to 1578 code for a protein of 476 amino acids.
CAGUAUUUGAUGGGGUUCCCUUUUAUGCUAAUUCCGUUUUUCUUUGUGUAGUUCUGUUACGUGGCAAUAAGGUGGUUGUGCGUUAAAUUUCGUUAUUUUUUCCAAAUUUGCUUGUUCACAAUUGUUUCUUCACUGUAGGUGUUCACGAUGGAACCCAGCUCUCUCCAAAUUGUCAGUGCAAACUCCGACUGUACAAUCACAGUGGAUGAGGAAGCCCUUCGCUGCAUCUUGACAAAAAAUGAAAUCAAGGACAGAUAUUUAUCGAUUAUUUCCAUCGCAGGGGUAUUUAGGCAAGGCAAAUCAUUUCUCCUUAAUUUCUUACUGCGUUACUUACGAAUUAAAUAUCGCGAAAUGAGAGAUGUGACCGAUUGGUUGAAAGCAGAAGAUGGGCCUUUGAAAGGUUUCAGCUGGUCUUCGGGCUCCAAACGCCAUACCACUGGAAUUCACAUGUGGUCUGAAGUUUUCCUCACCGAAAAACCAACGGGCGAGAGGGUCGCCAUACUUUUAAUCGACACGCAAGGCGGUUUCGACCACCAAACCACCUUUGAGGACUGCGCCCGAAUUUUUGCUUUCAGUACCUUGAUCAGUUCGGUGCAGAUUUUCAACGUCAUGCGGAGCAUCAAACAGUAUGACCUGACCCAUUUGCAAUGUUUCGGAGGCUACGGUAGUCUAAUGACCAACUGUAUGUCUGUGCCUUUCCAAAAUUUGUGUUUCCUGGUGCGGGAUUGGGCUUGUCCUUAUGAGAAGCCCUAUGGCGCUGAAGGUGGGAGCGCCUACCUGCAGGAGGUCUUCAACUCGCCCCAGAAAGAAGUCAAGGACCAAAUUGAAAAUCUUAAAGGACUUUUCAACGAACUGAGUUGUUUUCUAUUGCCUUAUCCCGGUCGCAUUGUUGACGCGUCUGAUUCGUUUGACGGAAAUUUGGACGACAUUGAUGAGAUAUUUAAGAUUCAAGUGGCGCAGUUUGUGACAAAUUUGUUGUCACCCGAAAAUGUGGUCUUGAAAACGAUUAGCGGCCACAGAGUUAAGGCUGAGGAUUUGCUUUGCUACGUUCACGAAUACAGCAAUGUCCUGAAGGGUGAUUCGUUGCCGAAAAUUGAUACCAUUUUUAAGGCCACUGUUGAAGCGCAGCACAAAUCUGCGUCGUCUCAAGCCUUCAAGUUGUACAAGAGAAACAUGGAUGUUGAAUGCAGACGCAGCCCUAGAGGCUGGACUAUGGAGGAACUGUAUAAAAGACACACAACUAAUAAGAAAAGAGCAGUCGACCUUUACAAGCAAGUGAAAAAAUUUGACGACGCGGUUGUUUUCGACAAAUAUUUGGUUGAACUGAAGGAAAGUAUGGAUGUGGAGUUUCAACAUUAUAGACAAAUAAACGAAGAAAAGGUGCGCGAGUUUGAAGAAAAUAGACGAAGAUUGGAAGAACGCAUAAAUUUAACCAAGGAAAUGUCGAGUGGAAGUGGUGGGUUGAGUACACUAGGAACAGGUGAAAAAAUCGGAGUGGCUGCUGGGGUUAUUGGGGCCGGAUUGGCUUUUGCCUUUGGUGCUUCGAAAUUGUUUGGUCAGAAAGGGAGCAACGAUUAACAUGUCAUGGAAUUAUAUUGGAAUCACAGUCUUGAUGCAAUUUAUGAGUUCAAUACCAGUGUGCUUCGCAAAUGGAUAUUUUUAUUAACAUUUUGUUUUUUUUUAAUUAAGGGAAAUUAUAGAUUAGUGUGGUUGUAAUACGUAUAUUAUAUUAAAAACAGAUUUUAUGGUAUAUAAUUUAAA